AUGGUCGCCCCUUCCGAAGCUCAGAUUGUCGAUGCGGUCAAAGCGAAAAUCAACGGCACAUCCGAUCUCCAACAAUCUGACCUCGCACGCCUUCUCGCCACACUCGAACUCGAGAAUGACUGGAGCGAUGUCUCGGCCAAGAAAUUCCAGUCUGUCCUGACAAGGAACAAUCUCAUCACCGAACCAACUACGGCUGCUAACGGAAACGCAGCUGCAAGCGAUAGCACCAGCACCGGCAUUGCCUCCUCAUCAGCUAGCAAGAAGAAGAAAAAGUCAAAGACAGAUCAUGUCGUACCCAAAUCAUUCAUCGAUGCUAGCGUCGACAUGCCUGCCGGUAUCUAUGGAGAGUACUUUGAUGCGGUGAAGGGUAAAGGCUUGGUAGCGGAACGAGACUUUGCUGAAGGCGAGUUGUUAUUCACAGAGGAAGCCUAUAUCGCUACACCACCACCAGAGGCGCUGGAUCAGAUUCUCAGAGGAGAGCUGUGUGGCCAGUGCUUCUUGCCUGUCUCAUCAGCACCGGUAGCUUUGGCGAUCAAGAACUGCCCCAAAUGCAAAUAUCGCUUCUGCACAAGUGGAUGUCAUCGAACAGCUAUGGCCACGCACCAUAAUCUGCUGUGUACCAGCAUCAACCCUUCUGCUACGCCGUUGAUGGAUUUGAUCCAGUCGCAGAAAUGGCAGAGUCUUCAUUGUGCUGCACGCUCGACCGCUCGCUUGCUGUCCACGCUUACACCGCACAGCACUGUGCCAACCUCCCGGACCACAUCCAAGAACGCAGUAGACGAAGAUGACCUGCUCAAAGAAUACGGCCACUUUGAAACUGUCUUCAGCCGUCUUUCCUCCUUCGCGACCGUUUCUGAACUUGAACGAAGAUCCCGUAACCCAGGCUGGGCAACCGAAAAAACCUCCUUCGAGGCCAUUCUCGCCGAAGCCCACUCUGUAUUCCGCGCCGCUCUCGACCCAUACCACGAAUCGCGCGUCACCUCUCGCUCCACCAACCCCAACCACGAACCACACCACAUCCGCAUCGACCUCAUCGAAAGCGUCAAAUCUCGCAAAGGCCAGCUCAAGGACCUCUUCGAUUUCCCCACAUUCCUCAAACUCCUAGGUCGAGCCAACAUCAACAUGGAAAAAUUCGGCGGUCUUUACAGUAUCCAUUCUUUCCUCAAUCAUUCUUGUUCGCCUAAUGUUCAAAUUCGUCACGUACCCGAACGCGGGAUUUUGGCAAGUAUGAAGAUUGCAGCUUUGGCUUUGAGGCCAGUGAGGAAGGGAGAGGAAUUGCUAAUCAGUUAUAUCGACCCAAGUACAAGGUUAGGUAGAAGACAGUUGUUGUUAUACCGAGAUUACUGUUUCGGUCCUUGUGUAUGCGAGAAGUGUAAAAAGGAGUUGGGAGAGAUGGGGUUGGAGUACCAUCCGACAAAGCAUGGAGUCAAAGGAUUUUUGGAGAGCGUUACAAAGAAGACUGCGACAGACACAGAUGCAACAGCAGCAGGGCCAAAUGUGGGAGAAGAUUCCAGUUUGGAGGAGGAGUUGCGUGCUUCUCUUGGUUUUUAA
This is a messenger RNA of Ustilago hordei, 1551 nucleotides long. Its product is annotated as putative Potential protein lysine methyltransferase SET5. Gene Ontology annotation, molecular function: protein binding. The record is from RefSeq and is a predicted model, not a curated record. The transcript has a single exon. Bases 1 to 1551 code for a protein of 516 amino acids. Lineage: Eukaryota; Fungi; Basidiomycota; Ustilaginomycetes; Ustilaginales; Ustilaginaceae.